UCCUCAGCGGCGUGCGCGCGCGUCAAGAGCUGCGCUUUGCGUUUUUCUUUUCUUUCUCUUCGCCACCCACCUUCUCUGUGUGUUCGUAGGUGGACUUUUCUCUUUCCGAGAGCCUGUGAAGUCAUGUCAGUGUGUGAGAGCUGCGUUAGCCGACAGGCUGCCGUACUGAGCUAACUAAGCUAGCCGUUGCCAGGCAGAUAUGAGUAACAGCUCUGUGUGUAUCUGGACUCCUGAACGGGUUUAGUGCGCGUCCCGGUUGGGCUCCAGCUAACGAAGUAGGACCAGAUGCUGGCAAGACUUUAGAUCCAGAUAAAUUCCAGGGCAGCUUGAUUGGUUCACUCCAACCUCCUGUUUGCUGUCCCAUCCUGGUCCUCUUUAAACUCCAUUAAGAUGAGUGGAAUGCGUGUGGAUACCAAAGUGGUGAUGCUGGGAAAGGAGAGUGUGGGGAAGACCAGUCUGGUGGAGAGAUACGUUCAUGAUCGCUUCUUGGUCGGCCCAUAUCAGAACACUAUCGGUGCUGCUUUUGUUGCCAAACAAAUCUUGGUGGGAGAUAAAGUGAUCACCUUGGGAAUAUGGGACACAGCUGGAUCAGAGCGAUAUGAAGCUAUGAGCAGAAUAUACUACAGAGGAGCUCGAGCAGCUAUCGUGUGCUACGAUCUGACAGACAGCAGCAGCUUCCAGAGAGCUCGGUUCUGGGUGAAAGAGCUGCAGAACUGUGAGGAGCACUGUAAGAUCUACCUGUGUGGCACGAAGAAUGACCUGGUUUUAGGAGAUCGGAGUCUGCGCCAAAUGGACUACCAUGACAUUCAGGACUUUGCUGAAGAAAUUGGUGCACAACAUUUCGAGACCUCCAGUAAAACUGGAAACAAUGUCGAUGAGUUGUUUCAGAAAGUUGCUGAGGAUUUUAGCAGCACCACCUUCCAGAUCAUGACAGAUGACACGGGUGUUGAUUUGGGUCGGAAGAAGGACUCAUACCUCUCCUCUUGUUGCCAUAGUAACUGAAGCCAAACACCAGGAUUGGGAUAUGCUGGAUGGAAAUGAACACACAUUGGACUUCAAGUGCACUGAUAUUUUUUCUUCUUUGUUGGAUGUUUUUUUUUUUUUUCUCGUGCUGACUUUGUGGAAGAGGAUCUUCUGCGAUCACUACGUCUGCUAAAAGUGGUUGGACUGAAAGCUCUCAACCAGGGACUGGAAAGGAACAUUGUUCUCACCCCUCCUUUUUUUUUUUUUUU
This is a messenger RNA of Thalassophryne amazonica, 1232 nucleotides long. It is a transcript of the gene rab24, whose product is annotated as RAB24, member RAS oncogene family. The coding region runs from base 391 to 1002 and encodes 203 amino acids. Gene Ontology annotation, molecular function: GTP binding; GTPase activity. The record is from RefSeq and is a predicted model, not a curated record. The transcript has 10 exons. NCBI's taxonomy places the organism in Eukaryota, Metazoa, Chordata, Actinopteri, Batrachoidiformes, Batrachoididae.